Molecule: messenger RNA, 966 nt
Organism: Saccostrea cuccullata (small rock oyster)
Lineage: Eukaryota; Metazoa; Mollusca; Bivalvia; Ostreida; Ostreidae
Exons: 2
Coding region: 102-656 (184 amino acids)
Biological process (GO): small GTPase-mediated signal transduction
Molecular function (GO): GTPase activity; GTP binding
Source: RefSeq, a predicted model, not a curated record
AACACCGCACCAAUGUACAGGUAAAAGCAAAUUUACUCUCAAACUCGUAUUAUAAAAGCUAGCACUUUGUUUCCACCAACACAUUUAAACAUAACACGAAGAUGUCAGUUCCAGAUUUGAAAUGCUCGGUUGUUGGUGAUGCUCGAGUUGGCAAGACUUGCCUUACCAAAGUAUUUAUUGGAGAAAAGGGCGAUGAAAAAUAUACACCAACUAUUUUUGAGAAUUACUAUGGGGAAACAUUUUGUAGAGGAAAGAAAGCCAUCGUAUCAAUUUAUGAUCUACCCGGACAGCAUGACUUUGACCAGAUGAGGCGAUUUGCACUCAAAGACAGUAAUGUCAUCAUCAUUUGCUACGAUGUCCAGAAAAGAAAAUCUUUCGAAAAUGUUCAGUCUGUGUGGAUUCCCGAAAUUCGACAGUUCCUUGGAAAGACCAUACCAAUUGUUCUAGUGGGAAUUCUUUCGGGUAAAAAUCAAGCAAGAAGCGUGUCUAAAAGAGAAGCAAUCAAAAUCACCUCCCAAAUGCGAAUUCAUGACUACUUUGAGAUAUAUUCUGACGAUAAUGUUGAAGUGUCCUGUCUGUUUUCUUGUGUCGCAUCUAUUGCAAAGAAAACAAAAAGGCACAAUUCGUCCUUUCUUCGACGUAUGUUUAUAAAUUGACACUCUCAAUCAAGUCUAUGGGUGUUAUUUUAUUGUUCCAGAGGAAUAAGAACGUUGACCUGGUCUGAACCUAAAUGAAGCCAGUUGAACUACAGUAAUAUGAUGAUAGUUUUCAUAUGAUGGCCUACAAGAUAUUGCGAACUGUUCUGAAAUUCCAAUCUUGCAAAUAAAAGGUCUAAUCAUGAAUGAGCAAACUCCAGCACUCAAGGAUGAAGAAAGGGACAAAAUGACUGAGAGAAGAGACAUAAUUACUACGUAAUUAUUGAGAAAUUCAAUGUAUUUUGCUUGUAUUAUUGUCAUACUUUUUCGU